AUGAAGUCAUUGACCAGCCUUCAACUCUUCCUUCUCCUCUCAACCACCGUCUUCAACCUCUUCUCUUCCACCGCCGCCAUCGGCGUUAACUAUGGCAUGGUUGCAGAUAACCUCCCUUCACCGACCGAAGUUGCCAACUUCAUCAAAUCGAAAACUAUUUUCGAUAGCGUCAAAAUCUUCGACACCAACCCUAACGUACUUCGAGCCUUCGCCAACACCGGCAUCACGAUGACGGUCACCAUUCCGAACGGUGAAAUCCCUAAUUUGGCCAACGAAGGGGCAGCUUCAGCAUGGGUGAACGCCAAUAUUCAACCUUUCCAUCCACAAACUAAGAUAAAAUAUAUAUCUAUUGGCAAUGAAAUUGUGCUUCUUGGUAAUCCGGCUCAUAUUAAUGGUCUUGUGCCAGCAAUGAUAGCUCUUACCGAAGCAUUGCGUAAAGCUGGGCCUCAGUUCCAAGAUAUUAAGGUUACAUCAGCUCAUGCCCUUAACAUGUUCCAAGGUCUAACAGUCCCAAGUUUAGCCAGGUUCAGAGUCGACCUUGCCGAAACCUUCUUCAAACCAGUGCUCCAAUUCCAUCAACAAAACAAAUCCCCAUUCAUGAUCAACCCAUACCCAUACUUCGAACUCAACGUCAUGUCCGACAACAUCGAUUACGCCGUUUUCAGGAAAACCCCCGGCGUUUUCGACCCCACCAGCAAAAAGACCUACACCAACGCCUUGGAUUCUCUUUUAGACAAAACCUACACUGCCAUGACGGCACUCGGUUUCGGAGACGUCGAUAUCGUCAUCGGCGAGACCGGUUGGCCUUCAUUGGGUGAUCCAGGGAACAAAGCUGCUGGCAUGGAUAAUGCAGCUUCGUACAAUGGGCAUUUGAUUAGGAAAAUAGUUUCGGGUGCUGGGACGCCAUUGAUGCCUAACAGGAAGUUCGAGACUUAUAUUUUUGCUUUGUUUAAUGAGAAUCAGAAACCGGGUCCGAUUGCUGAGAAGAAUUGGGGAUUGUUUCAACCGGAUUUUUCGCCGGUGUAUACGUCUGGUGCUUUGCGUGAUGGUCCUCAACCUAUACCAAAGCCGGUUCAACCAAUGCCAGCACCACCAGCGGCCAAUGCUAAGAAGUUUUGUGUGCCCAAACCCGAAGCUACCGAUGCUCAAUUGCAGAAUAACCUGGAUUAUGCAUGCGGUCAAGGAAUCGAUUGCCGUCCGAUUCAAGCGGGUGGGGUUUGUGUUGAACCGGCCACCGUGAGGUCUCGUGCAGCAUUUGCCAUGAAUUCUUACUUUAAGUCAAAGUUGGGUGUUGAUAGCGCCUGUGAUUUUAGCGGCACCGGUCAACUCACCACCGUUGAUCCAAGUUAUGGCAAUUGCCGCUACGUCUGA
Gossypium raimondii (Peruvian cotton) is the source of this 1371-nucleotide messenger RNA. Its product is annotated as glucan endo-1,3-beta-glucosidase-like. Gene Ontology annotation, biological process: carbohydrate metabolic process. The transcript has 4 exons. Gene Ontology annotation, molecular function: hydrolase activity, hydrolyzing O-glycosyl compounds. Lineage: Eukaryota; Viridiplantae; Streptophyta; Magnoliopsida; Malvales; Malvaceae. Gene Ontology annotation, cellular component: plasma membrane. Bases 1 to 1371 code for a protein of 456 amino acids. The record is from RefSeq and is a predicted model, not a curated record.